AUGAGUUCUAAUAUAGUCACAGAGCAACACUACAUUGAGUGUGCCACAUGUAACAACUACUCCACAUUUUACUGCAAUACCUGUCACAAGCGAAUGUGUGAACAGUGCAAAGAGGGUCAUAUCCUUGAAAACGAAAAUAUAAAUCACCAGGUAGUCCAAUAUCAGGAUAGGUUGAGACAAUUACCUAAAGAAAAAUGUCUUUUUCAUCCUGCAAAAUUUUUAGAGAUGUUCUGUGAUGAAUGUCCAGUCCCUAUUUGUUCACAAUGCUUCACCAACAAAGAUCAUGAUGGUCAUCAGAUAUCCGACCUUGAAGUUGUUUAUAAUGAAUGUCUACAGCAAUGCCAGAAAGAACUGGUCAACAUUCGAGAUACCAUUAUUCCUCAAUGUGAAGAGGAAAUUAAGUCACAAGAGAAAAGUAAAGAAAAUGUCAAGAAGAAAACUGCUGAAAUACGAAUAUUGAUGAAUCAGAGAGCUGACGAAAUUAAGAGAGCAGUGAACGCUGUUCUUGUUGAUAACAAUGCCAAAUUGGACAUUACGGAGGCGUCAAUUCUGGGUGAGAUAGUAAAGCAACAGAAAAAAGAAGAAGACUAUAUCUCAUACCUGAACAAAUUGAUUAAGGACCGUUAUAGUGAACUGUCUUCAUGCAAAAUAACCGAAGUUAUCAGGUACAACAAAAAGAAUGAAAACGUUAUUCUCGUGAGAUUUCCGGAAAUAAUUGAACCUGGGCUUCCAAGAUUUGAAGAGAGUGGGGAUAUUGCGAAAGAACUAGAACAAAUGUUUGGUCAUAUAAAACCAUUUGCAGAAGGGAAAGUUUUGAGAGAAGUUAAAAACAUCAAGAAAUCUUUGCAACAAUUCAACUCCAAAUCAGCUCAAAAGCUAAGUAUGGAGCGUUGCUCCUCUUUAACCAAGACACAGUCAUUUACAAUACCUGGACUCAAUGACCUGUCUCAUUUAUCACCAGCUGUUCCAUCAGGCAUAUAUUGGGCAAGUGGUGAUGAUGGAAAUAUCAUUCAAUUUGACUUGCAGGGAAAUAUUCUUCAAAAGGUAUCCACAGGAAAUCAGAGAAAGGGAUACCACUCGAUCACAAAAGAAGACAAUUUGCUUUAUGCAGAUAAUGAAAAUAGAGCCAUAUACAGAAGAAACAGGGAUAUGACCACCACAACACUUGUUACCACAGAAGAUUGGAAGCCUUGGUCAAUCUUCUCUUCUCCGAUCAAUGGAGACAUACUAGUUGGGAUGAAAAAAGAAGAGAAAUGGAAAAUAACCAGGUAUACCAGCAAUGGCAUGAAGUUAAAGGACAUCCAGAAAAAUAAUAAGAGGGAGGACUUAUAUUCAAGUGUAAGCUAUAUCACAGAAAACAUCAAUGGUGACAUUUGUACAUCAGAUUAUGAUGAUGGAAAAGUUCAGGUUGUAACCAGAUCAGGAGAAUAUCGUUUCUCCUAUCGCGGUCAUUUUCUGUUGUUAUUUUUUUCCCCGUCUGCAAUUUGCACAGAUGUUCUUGGAAAUAUCUUGGUGUGUGGUUCUUGUAGACCAUGGCAUCCAUUUGUUGAACAUGGUAUCCAUUUGCUGAACCAGGACGGAAAACUUCUGACUGUUCUGCUCAAAUCGACUUUACGUUCAGAAGAGAUGUGCGCUCUCUGUGUUGAUGAACAAAACAAUCUGAUUGUAGGAAGAGAAAACAGUCCUACAAUCUGUGUUUACAAGUAUCUCAAAGGCAAACGCACGUAG
Molecule: messenger RNA, 1728 nt
Organism: Saccostrea cuccullata (small rock oyster)
Lineage: Eukaryota; Metazoa; Mollusca; Bivalvia; Ostreida; Ostreidae
Exons: 1
Coding region: 1-1728 (575 amino acids)
Molecular function (GO): zinc ion binding
Source: RefSeq, a predicted model, not a curated record